CAAUGGAGAAUAGACUGGGGACUUUUCACAGCAUCCUACUGAUGCGAUUCAUAUUGUUAGAUGAUUUCCAUGUGUUGACUCGUCGCGGUAUGUAGUGUAAGGAGUUGAAAUUGUUACCUACUUGACGUGGGUUGUUUCCGGAAUUUUUCUUUGGUUUUGUUAGUUUGUAGGCUCGUUUGACGCGAUGUUGGGCCUGUCGAGGUGCUUAUUCUAGGUGAAGUCACUCCCAAGAAAUGUAGCUUGUGGUUACAGCACUGGUAGAGCUGUCACUUAAGGUGUUGCUGUGUGAACGAUGCAUGAGCGAUGUCUGAUGUUGAGGCCACGUACGCAGACUUCAUCGCCUCUGGCAGGACGGGACGCAGGAACGCCAUGCACGACAUUCUGCAGAGUCCCAGCGACCCUGAUGGGAGAGAACUGCCCCUCACCCUGUCUCUGUCCCAGCUGCACAUCAACGCAGGAGGAGGAGAUGGAGACGACACUGAGGACAGCCAGAGCUCUUCGUCCUCGGCACACAGGGAGAUGGGGCAGAGGAACAGCUAACCUGUCACACUCUCUUGCCAGUGGACAGAGAGCUACGAGAUGGAUUCCAGUCGCCAUUGUGACAAAAGCUUUUGUUCAAAGUGGGCUGGUAGCUGGAGGCUAGUCCACCACUGCUGAGGUGCCUAAAAGCAGGGCACUGAACCCCUCAUCUUUAUGUAGAGGCGCUGUGCUGCGAUGUGACCACCCAGUGCUCUCAUGUCCCUGUGGCUCUGCUGUGCACUAGAAUAACAGACUGUUGGCAGGGCUGUAUUUCAGAGUUGGAGUGAGCAGAGAGACAAAUGUGUAGCUCAUGUACAGCUGAUUUUACUUUCAGUCUUAGUUACUAAACACGCAGGCUGGAGGAAGGAAUGAAAAGAGACAAUAGACAGAGAUCUUAUGUGUAGUUGUGCAAGCAAUUUGUAAGACCACUGAGACGUGCUGAUGUAAUGGGUCACAGUGGGAGUAGCAUGUUUGUAGUGAUGCUGAUAGAGAUUAUAUUGCCAGUUAAUGGCCUGUGCUUCCUCUGAAUUGACAAUACCAUGGAGGGAAUUGGACUACUUGGUUGGAGUAGUUGGGAAACACCAUGUACAAAAACACUGGGGCUUACUUUAUCUGUUGAAAAUAUGUUCACUGAUUCUAUUGUGUUUUAUGAGACAAAAUCCAGUAAUAUUCUGUAUGUGAAAUUGUUUUUUACUGUAGAAAGCCAAAUAUAGAUGGUGGUGUGAAAGUGUUCUGUUAAACAACAAUAAUUAAUAUACAUUUUAAUUGACUACAGUAUGAAUGACGUGUUUUAUUCAGACUCAGUGGUUAAAAAUGAUGAUGAUGCUGUACUAUCUUUUAAGAUGUUUAUACUUUUUGUUACUUUUUUAUGAUGCCGUUAUAAUCAAAACCUUCAAAAAAGUUUGACAUUUUUAGGAAUAUGCUUUUUCUGUUUCUUGCUGAGAGUAAGAUAAGAGGAUUGAUGUUGGUCUUAUAGGCUGAAUGCUAGAUAUGUUGCUGCAUUUAGCGGAAGGUUAGCUUGGCUAAGGAUGCAAAGUGGACACGGAGAAACAGCUAGCCUAUCUCUGUCCAGAGGAUCAGUCAAUAACUACCAGCCCCUCUCAAGUUUACUAACUCACAUAUCGUAAUGUUAUAUCAUGUUUUCAUACCUGGUACAAAAACUGACGUGUCAAAACAAAAACCAGUUGCCAGGCUAUCAGCAGAGACUCAAGGAAGUUAGCCGUGUUUUUUCACCUUGGAUUUUGUACAGAAUAAAAAAAUGAAAUAAUAUGUGUUAUUAGUGAGCGUAAGAGGUGCUGGUAGGCAGACUGUGUAACCUUCAGACUGAGCAAGGCGAGCUGUUUCUACUUGUUCCCACGUGUCAUGUUAGCUAAGCUGAAAGCUGUGGUAUCAAAGUUUAUGUCAAUGUCUUUGGACCUUGAACUGUUACCUACUAUAUAUACAGCUGUAGGAAAAAACCACUGCACAUUUUUUCUACAUGUAUGGCAGCCAUUCCAGUGUCUGUUGAAUCCCAACACAGACAACAAUUGUCAGUAGUUUAUAGAAUACAAUCAAAAAAAUACAAGUAAUAAUUUAACUCAAAGACUUACCUAUAAAUAAUAAAACAGAAAGAGAAAUGAUAAUGCUAAAGUGGUCUCUUAAUCUGUUCCGCGGCUGUGUAACAUUUUUAGAAUGUUAGAGUCAGUUUUGGUUCGUUUGUUUGUGAAAAUAUGUGUUCUGUGACAGACUCUUGUUAUUUAGUUGGCUACCUUAAGCUAACUCUUUAUUGCUCUGGCUACAUUUUUAGCAUUCAGACAUGAGAGAGGUAUCUAUCUUCUUGUCUUAUUCCCAGCAGUAAGGUGAACACAUUUUUCUCAAAAUAUUAAACUAUUCGAUAAAUGUAGAUAUGCAAUACUCAGUGGAGCUUCCAGUUAGUGUAACAUGUUUGUGUGAAAGUUUCGAUCUAUGACAUUGAGGCUGCCUACCGGCUUCUUUGUGUAAUAAUGGAUGCAUCCCAUAAUCAUCAUCUGUAAAGACCAUCAUGCAUGCACUCUUAAAACUGUGUACUUUGUUAUUUUUCUUGUAUAAUCUCACCGUAAUACUGCAGCUUGACUGCGCCUCCUUCUUAGUCAUGCUGAAGAUCUUACAGCAAGUAUAACUCUUUUUUAAAUAUUACUUAUUCAAUCAGGUUUUCAAGUUGUAAACUGCCAUGUGACCAUAGUGACUCCCACCCGCUUUGUCAACACUGUAUAGCCUAACUGUUCAUAACUCAGCAUGUAGAGUUAUAGCAGGUGCAUGAUUCUGUGUAGGUGUUUCUCGGACUGUCUAUAACCAUGUUUUCUACUCUGUGUCAAA
Eleginops maclovinus (Patagonian blennie) is the source of this 2853-nucleotide messenger RNA. RefSeq names its product cAMP-dependent protein kinase inhibitor alpha-like. The record is from RefSeq and is a predicted model, not a curated record. The coding region runs from base 304 to 540 and encodes 78 amino acids. Gene Ontology annotation, molecular function: cAMP-dependent protein kinase inhibitor activity. Gene Ontology annotation, biological process: negative regulation of cAMP-dependent protein kinase activity. Gene Ontology annotation, cellular component: nucleus; cytoplasm. NCBI's taxonomy places the organism in Eukaryota, Metazoa, Chordata, Actinopteri, Perciformes, Eleginopidae. The transcript has 3 exons.